AUGCACUGACCCCAGCUGCCCUUCAGGAGGCUGGCACUAAGCCACCAGCUGCUUAUCAAGGGCGGGACAGUGGUGACGUGCGGCUCUUCCUCCAUGAGCCCUGCCUGGACACUUGACUCUGCCACAUCUUCCCCAGGACAGCUUCUCUGGAGGACCCUGGGAUUCAGAAGGAGCUCCGAAAGCGUCUAAGCAAGUUCUGAAAAUCCACAAAGAAAUCCACAGGUCUGAUGGCCACCCCCAAGGAAAGGGGAGACUCCAGCUCCCAGAUACCAGGCCCUGGAUGGCAGAAAAGUGGAAACUGUGUGGAGCAGCCGGACCACCCGGUCAGGUUGGAGGUGGAGGAGCAAGUGCCAGACCAGAGUAUUGUGUGGAGGAAAGCACAGGAAUUCUUCCAGACAUGUGACUCCGAAGGCAAGGGCUUCAUCGCCAGGACGGACAUGCAGAGGCUACAUCAGGAGCUACCCCUAAGUCUGGAAGAACUGGAGCAUGUGUUUGAUGCCCUGGAUGCUGACGGCAAUGGCUUUCUGACCCCAGAGGAGUUCACCGCUGGAUUUAGUCACUUCUUCUUCGGUCAAAAUAGCCAAAGUGAGAAGGAAACUGGCAAGCAGGUGGCCCAGCUCCUAGAGGAGAAGGUGUAUCAGUCUAGAGGGGGCGAGGAUGUGGAAGACAUGGACCACGAUGAGGAAGCACAGUUCCAGAUGCUGAUGGAUAAACUUGGAGCCCAGAAGGUUUUGGAAGAUGAAAGUGAUGUCAGGCAGCUGUGGCUGCAGCUGAAGAAGGACGAACCCCACUUACUGUCCAACUUCGAAGACCUCCUCACCACAAUCUUCGCUCAGCUCCAAGAAGCCCAUAAGCAGAAGAAUGAGCUGGAGUGUGCCCUCAGAAAGAAAAUCGCGGCUUAUGAUGAAGAAAUCCAGCAUCUCUACGAGGAGAUGGAACAGCAGAUCAAAAGCGAAAGGGAGCAGUUCCUCCUAAAAGACACAGAGAGGUUCCAAGCCCGCAGUCGAGAGCUGGAAAAGAAGCUGAGCGCCAAGGAGCAGGAGCUGGAACGUCUCAUCCAGAAGCAGAGCAGGCUGGAAGGCCAGUGCACAGCUCUACACAACGACAAACACGAAACCAGGGCUGAGAACACUAAGCUGAGACUCACUAACCAGGAGCUGGCCCGAGAGUUGGAGCGCACCUCCCAAGAACUCCAGGAGGCCCAGCAGCAGCUGGAGAGCCUCCAGAGAGAGGCCUGUGAGCUGCAGCAGGAGAAGGAGAUGGAAGUGUACCGAGUGACAGAGAGUCUGCAGCGGGAGAAGUCGGGCCUCCUGAAGCAGCUGGAUUUCCUAAGGGAAAGGAACAAACAUCUCCGGGAUGAACGGGACAUGAGUUUUCAGAAAGAUAAGGCGGCCAAGGCAAACACAGCUGCUUCCAAGGCAAGCAAGAAGCAGAGAUCUGGCUCUGUGAUCGGCAAAUAUGUGGAUGGCAGGGGAAUUCUCAGGAGCCAGUCAGUGGAGGAGGAUGAGGCGUUCAGCAUCCUGAGGAGGAGGAGCUCUGUGGGCCUGAGUGCAUAUCUCCUGGCAGAGGAGGAGCCGGGAACUGGGGAGCCAGGGGCUGGGGUUCCACGCCGCCAGACAUUCCGCAGAAUCAUCUCCAUUGAGGAAGACCCCCUGCCUCAGCUCCUGGAAGGUGGCUUUGAGAAGCCACUGAGCAAAUGUCCAGAAGAAGAGGAGGUCUUUGACCAGGAGGCAAAAGGACACAACAUGGCAGCCCCAGCCUCGGAACUCCUCCCUACAUCCCCCCGAGGGCAGCCUGUCGGGAAAGAAGCCCUCUACAAGGAGGAACGCAUUCCCUCUACCCCAGAUCGGCUCUUCAAGAUUGUGUUUGUGGGUGAUUCUGCUGUGGGGAAGACAUCCUUCCUGAGGAGGCUCUGUGAGGCCCGCUUCUCCCCAGGCUUGGCGGCUACUGUGGGCAUCGACUACCGUGUGAAGACGGUCACUGUGGACAAUUCGCAGGUGGCUCUGCAGAUGUGGGACACUGCUGGGCAGGAGAGAUAUCGUUGCGUCGCUCAGCAGUUCUUCAGAAAGGCUGAUGGAGUGGUGGUUAUGUAUGAUCUCACAGCCAAGCAAUCCUUCCUGUCCAUCCGGCAGUGGCUGAGCAGUGUGGAGGAAGCUGUGGGAGACCGAAUUCCUGUUCUGCUGCUGGGCAAUAAACUUGACAAUGAGAAGGAGCGGGAAGUCCCCCGAGGCCUGGGAGAGCAACUUGCCAAGGAGAACAAUUUGAUCUUCUAUGAAUGCAGCGCCUAUUCGGGCCAUAACACCAAAGAGUCCCUGCUCCACCUGGCCAGGUUACUCAAAGAGCAAGAGGACACAGUGAGGAAGGACACCAUCCAGGUUGGCCCCCCUGUCAAGAAGAAAUCCUGCUGUGGCUGACAGCAGGCCCUCCUAACCCAGCCGUGCCCACGGUCACCUGCAGCCAGCAGUCCUCCGAAGGCCAAGGUCACGUGGCUACCUGAACCAGCACUUGGGCUCCUAUGUGCAACACCUGGCAAGGCCCAACCUGCCUUGUCCUUGUUGGUGACUGGCCUCCUCUAAUGAAGGAAGCACCUGCAGCCAGAAGGCUGCUUUUUCUCUACUUCAUAUCUGCUCCCCCUUCUCUUCUGUACCCCAAUACCUACUCCUCCCCCCUCCAAAGUGUUUUCUGGUAGAAAGGAGCAGAUGGGCUUUUCCAGAAAAGUCACCACGUGCCUUCUCCACCUCCCUUCUCCUCUCUCCAUGCCCUUAGGAGUCUCUGCGCUGUGGUUGCCAUGGUAACUGUGCAGGGACAACUUGAUGCUUCUUGAAGGCCAAAGAUGUGCCAUUUGGGUGAUGCUGGGCUAGCCUGUCUUGCUUUGGGCCCUGUUCUCCAGAAACUAGAGAGCUGCUCUUGGCACGCACGUCAUGGACCUUGAGACGCUCAAGUGUCUGCUCCAGUUCCCGAGACUCUCUCUGCUUCUCCCUGAGUUCCUGAACCACAGGCUUCGAAACCUCUCCCAGCAGCCACUGCACCCACUGGAUCUGUGCUUGUGGGUCUCUGCCGUGUGCUUCCUGACGAACCUCAACCCUGACUCCAGGGUGAAUGGCGGGGGACAGUUCCACGCCUGGAGUCACAAAGCAGGUGUACUCCCUACAUAACUUUGACAAAGAAACCGAAAGAGGAAGCCAUCUAUGGCUAAAGACAGUGGCCAUUUCUGGGGGGUCUAAAUAAGAUAUGUGUCACUGUAUAAAAGGCAUUUUCUGAGCGUUUCUCCAAAGACCUCUUUGGAAAAAAUCACAUUUAUUUAUUGACAGGGUAGAUUGACAGGCAGCUGUGGUGGUGGUGGUGGGGGACCCAACACUAGGGCCAUAAUUAUUGGCUUCAUUUUGUUUCAUUUUCCUUUAUUCCAGGAGGUUAUACUCUUUUUUAAAAUGUAGCUGUGAUGUUGACAUUUUGCUGGUACUUGUGAAGUGAGCUGCCAGUAGCUGCCAGCUUCAGCAGAGGGCACUUGGCUUCAGGGAACGGCCUGAACCCUGCUUCUGGUCAGCGUUGACUGUCUGGGUGCUAGAAAGUACAUCCUUGCCCUGGACAGAAGGUAGGAUAGAAAGAUCACAAAGGGCCUUUUUUUUUUUUUUUUUUUUUUUUUUUUAAACCAGUGAUUGACAUUCCAAGUCUACAGCCGAGCCGGGCACCAGCUCCAGGGAAAAUGGAUGGCCCAACAAGUGAGACUCACUAAAAGAACAGAAUAUUAGGGACAAACCCACACAGCCAAAUAAACAGGGAGAAACAGUGAACUAGAGUUCCUAGGCAUGUUUUACAACCUCUUCCCCAGACCACCCAAAGAAUGAGAGCCCCCAAAUCUCUCAGGCAUGUGCCCACCUGCUCUGGGCAGGCUUUUUUCUUUUGCUGAUCUAGCAUUUGCAGGACCAAAAAGCCUGUGGAGGAUACUUAACAGAAUCCACCCCUGAGUGCUGUGAGGAGGUCCAUGAUCUCAGCAGGCCAGCUCCCACUCCAGACCCCUACCCCAUCAGUUAAGGAAAAGAUGGGUUAUUCAAUGUUUGGCAGCUUUCUGCUCGGAUACAUAGGAUGCCUUGUGAUAACUCUGAUGACAUAGUCAUUUUCCUUCAUAGGCUGGCCCCAGACCUCAGUCUCAGACUGGAGACAACUCCUAAGAAACUCCUUCCCUAACAGAAGGGCAUUGGUGGUGGUUACAUGUGUGGGUUGGAGCAUGCAGAAGGGGCAUGGGAGCCAGUCAGAGGCGGUGCUCACUCUGUGCAUGUGUGGGGGGGGGGCAGGUACAAGGUAGGAUUGCCAUGGGGAGGGUGGCCAGCUCCUUUCUUUCUUACCAGAGAUGGAACUGGAAUUCAUAGAGCAAAUGGGCUAUACCAGGGAUCCUCUGGGUCCCCAGAUGACUUAAUGCCCAGCACUGUGUCCCUACUAGGGCUAUCCUGUCCUUUUCAUAAACAAAGAGCCUUGAAGAGUUUGGAGGACAGAAGGAGAACACCGGUGCCAAGCCUUUGGGCAUGUGGCAAGUUCCAUCAUUCUUUAGAGGUCCAGGAGUAGAUAGGAAUGGGGCAGGGAGGCCUAGAUUGCCUCCUUUUUAGCCCCACUAUAAAGGAAAGAGAAGAACAUGGGCUUCAGUGGGGCUCUGAGAAGUCCCUUGUCCCCAGCUCUCUGCUUCUCCCCCUCCCAUUCUUUUUAAGAUACUGUGCGGAUCUGAGCCAUCCUCAGGAGCUGUCACCCUGGCCUAGAGGCUGGCAGAGUGUUCAGAAGAGCCUUCUGGCUCCAUUCCAUUUGUGCCCCUGCUGAUUAACCAGUUUUCUUGCUCAUCUAUCACAGACUGAAAGUUUCGAUGUCUUCCUCACAUGGAGCUCAAGAGUUACAGAGGCCGAGGUCAUGAAGGACUCAGUACUGUCCCCAGUACUUCACAGGUGUUGGUUACCAGGGCUUGUUUUCAUUGGGAACACAGAGUCACUGCCCAGCCCACUUUCUAGACAUCUGUCCUGAAUGGACACACUGACCAACACCACUUCCUUUGAGCAUCUCUCUUCCCAGCUCAUUGACUGGGUUCCGGGUCAGAGCUGACUUUGCUCUUGACCUUAACAUCAUUUGUUCCCAUGGACUCUCAGGAUUCCUAAAUUUCCUAUGUGGGCCUGUAUCCCAUCAGUGGCCCUUGCUGGUUCCAGGCCCCAGGCUGUGUCUUGCCCUCCCUGUCACUCAUCAGGAACUGGGGAAGCAGCUGAGACCAGGGGCCAGUGCAUGACUAUUUACCUAUGAGUAACCUUGGCUCAUGACGGCCCCACAGCUCCCGCACCUUCUCACCCUUCGCUGACUCAUGGUGACUUGUGUCUGCCGCCUCUCACAACCUUAGAUUGCCAAGUCAGGAAGUCCAGCACCAAACUGAUGUCCCAAGUACUUCGUUCUUGCUUAGGGGUUGAUUCUUUCAGACUCCUUGGGGGUAUUUCAUGUUCCCCUGUGAACAUACAGUCUCUCCUUUCACACCUUUUGGAAUCUCUCUGUUCCAUUCUUCACCUAAUUCUGGAUUCCCCACUCUCCGCAGAAGCUCACCGCAGCCAGACCUCUGUAUGAACUUUGCCAAAUGGCCCUACUCUGUGUCUGCAGUGAGUAGUGCUCCAAAGGGUUUUAAUCUAGUCUCAACUAAGGUGCUAACAAGUGGGGGCCCAGGGCUCCUACUGUGCUUUAACAGAGAACUCUAAGAAAGCUAGUGCUUCAGGUCAAAGGAAUGAGUCUCUGGUGGGGGUGUUUUUAAGUCCUUGUAGUUUGUAGGGGUCAAAUAUUUGAGACCAUGUUGCCUUUCUCUCUGCCCUUCUCAGAGAUCUCUUUGCUUCAUGCACUGGGGGUUCCACUGCUGGGUUUGAAAUAUAUUCAAACUAUGACAUCUUCAGUCUCCAGUGGCACCGUUUGUGUUCAGUACGAACGUUUGUUGUAGAGUCAAUUUUGUGGUCCCUCUUUUAUUUUCUGUUUACAUGGUAUAUUUUUUCACCUUCCAACCUGUGUAUCUUUAAAGUGAGUCUCUUAUAAACACAAUAUAGUUGGCUCAUUUUUUAAAAAAAUCCAUUUCCAGUAUCUUUUAAUUGGAAAUUUUAGUUUGUUUACAUUUAAUCUGAUUGAUAAGAAAAGAUUAUGUCUGCCACAUUGCUAUUUCCUUCCUAUAUAUAAUAUAUAUUUUAGUCCUUUGUUUUUCCAUCACCACCACCUUUUCUAUUAAAUAGAUAUUAUCUGGUUCAUCAAUAAUUAUCUUACCUGCUUUAUUUUAAAAAUAUAUCUUCUUUGUACUUGCAAUGAGGGUUACCAUGAACAUUUCAAUUUAUAACAGUAUAUUUGAAUCAAUAACAACUUAAUUUUUUUUAUUUAGGGCUUUACUUUUUAUUUCACCUGACUGUUAACUGACUUAAGAUAGCAACAUGAAUGAACAACAAAAAAAACCUUAAUUAUUUGUUUUUUAAUGCUGAACUUAUUCCGAAUAUUAAGUAAAUCCUAAUAUGUGAUUUUUACAAGAUGUAUCCUUGAGAUGUUGCAAAUAUCAGAAAAUUAUGAAUCCCACCUUGGGUAUUAGUUGAAUAACAACUUAAUUUUAAUAAGACACAAAAUUCUGAUUCUGUGUAGUUCUGUUCUCCUCUCCUUUAUGUUGAUAUUUAUUAUCAACAAUUUUAUCUUUAUCCCUUCUGAGCCUGUCAUGUAGAUUUACAAUUAUUGCUUCAUGUACUCAUCCUUUAGUUUGUCCUUUAAAAAGGAGUUAUAAGUGGCCAAGGUGCAGAGAAUAAAUGUCAAUGGAAUGGGAUAUCUACAUUUCACCCUACCCUCAAAACUCAGGGACCACCACAGAAGAGGGGAUGAUAAGACUGUAAGAGACUGGGGAGGACUGAGACAAUACAGCAUCUUCUGAACAUGGCAGGACGACCGCACACAUGAACUCACAGCGGCUGUGGUUGCCUGUACAAGAUCUGCACAAGAUCAAGCCAGUCAGUAUCCCAACAUUGGGCAGGGCUGCUCAUGAACCCUUACCCCAAGAUGAGGGGCUACUGAUGGCUUCUGGGGAGGGAGGCUCAGUUAUCUUUAAGGGUGUGGCCCCUGGGGGAUCAACCACACGCCAGUGGAUGGUCCUACACUCAUGAGUAUGUGGACAGUACUAAUUAGACUCAGUGUGUUAUUAAAAAUACACAAAAAAAGACAAGAAGUUCAGAGAGUGUGGAGAGUGGGUCUGGGAGGAGUUGGGGGAAG
Peromyscus leucopus (white-footed mouse) is the source of this 7239-nucleotide messenger RNA. RefSeq names its product calcium release activated channel regulator 2A (gene Cracr2a). Gene Ontology annotation, molecular function: GTPase activity; calcium ion binding; GTP binding. Bases 228 to 2414 code for a protein of 728 amino acids. The record is from RefSeq and is a predicted model, not a curated record. The transcript is spliced from 18 exons. Lineage: Eukaryota; Metazoa; Chordata; Mammalia; Rodentia; Cricetidae.